Messenger RNA from Impatiens glandulifera, 1537 nucleotides. RefSeq names its product sulfite oxidase. NCBI's taxonomy places the organism in Eukaryota, Viridiplantae, Streptophyta, Magnoliopsida, Ericales, Balsaminaceae. The record is from RefSeq and is a predicted model, not a curated record. The transcript is spliced from 12 exons. Bases 92 to 1276 code for a protein of 394 amino acids. Gene Ontology annotation, cellular component: mitochondrion. Gene Ontology annotation, molecular function: molybdenum ion binding; oxidoreductase activity.
GAUAACUCCCCCCGUCUUCUCUCUCUCUCUCUCGCCGUCACAUUCACCGUCACAACCGGAAGUCACCGGAAAGCUCACCGGAGCGAAGGAAAUGCCUGGAAUAAGAGGACCGUCGGAGUAUUCGCAAGAACCUCCUCGUCAUCCCUGCCUGAAAAUCAACUCUAAGGAGCCGUUCAAUGCGGAGCCACCACGUGCAGCUCUCGUCUCCUCCUACGUGACUCCUGUUGAUUUGUUCUACAAGAGAAAUCAUGGACCAAUACCAGUGGUUGAUGAUCUAGAAAGAUACUGUGUGUCUAUAACUGGUUUACAGGGAGCUGAGAAAACACUGUCCAUGAAGGACAUCUGGAACCUCCCAAAAUACACUAUUGCUGCAACUUUGCAGUGUGCUGGUAACAGAAGGACUGCAAUGAGCAGUACGAAACAAGUAAGAGGAGUAGGCUGGGAUAUAGCAGCAUUAGGAAAUGCUGUUUGGGGAGGGGCUAAGCUAGCAGAUGUCCUCCAACUUGUUGGAAUUCCAUACAAUUCCAGAGUUACACCAUCAGGUGGAAAGCAUGUUGAGUUUGUGAGCAUUGACAAGUGUAAGGAAGAGAAUGGAGGCCCAUAUAAAGCAUCUAUUACAUUGUCCCAGGCAACUAAUCCUGAAGCUGAUGUUCUGCUUGCUUAUGAGAUGAAUGGAGAGACUUUAAAUAGAGAUCAUGGGUACCCGUUACGAGGAAUUGUCCCUGGUGUUAUUGGUGCCCGUUCUGUUAAGUGGCUAGAUUCUAUCAAUAUAAUUGCAGAAGAAUGCCAGGGUUUUUUCAUGCAAAAAGACUAUAAAACUUUUCCACCUUCAGUGAACUGGGACAACAUUGAUUGGUCUACCAGGAGGCCCCAAAUGGAUUUCCCUGUUCAGUGUGCAAUAUGUUCCUUAGAGGAUGAAAACAUAGUUCCAACCAGCAAGAUAACUGUCCAGGGAUAUGCUGCGUCUGGAGGUGGACGUGGCAUUGAAAGGGUAGAUGUGUCAAUUGAUGGUGGGAAAACAUGGGUGGAAGCUUCCAGAUACCAGAAGCCUGGAGUGCCAUACACUGCAGACGAUGAGUCCAACAGCGAUAAAUGGGCGUGGGUUUUAUUUGAAGCGGAAGUUAAUAUUCCAAAGAAUGCUGUGAUUGUCGCAAAAGCCGUUGAUACAGCUGCAAAUGUCCAACCUGAAAACGUGGAAACAAUUUGGAAUUUGCGAGGAAUACUUAACACGUCAUGGCACCGAGUGAAUGUCAAGGUUUCUCACUCAAAUCUAUAAUAAUAUGCAUUUUAUAAAAUCUGAAUUGACUACUUUGUUGGAUUCAUAUAUUCUGCUGAUGCUGAUAUCAGUCAGAUAGAAUAAAUGAUAACAAUAAUAAGGUUGAAAACUAAACUUUGUCCUGUGUGUUAAACUUUAGGGGAAUAGCCUGUUUUGACAUCAUUACAUUAAUUAUGUGUAUUAUGUAUACAUACAUACAUACUCUUUAGCUUUUGUGGGUUUUCUCUUCAUGAAGAAAACAAUGUUUUAAGAACAAACAUG